AUGAAAUUUUCACUCAUCUAUGCAAAUGUUUUGCAUAAAAAUGUCUUUCUUAUAAUCUAUUCAUUUGCCUGUCGUUCGAUAGAAAAGAAAAAGGUAUUUUUACCCGGUGUCGUUUCCUUAUCUCUGUAUUUUGCAAAUCAACGAACGAACUUUAUACGUACAAUGGCUCUACGUACAUUGAGCGUAGUGGAUUAUAUACUCCUUAUAAUACUUCUUCUAUCAUCGGCAGUGAUUGGGGCGAUAUUCGGAUUCUUUAAAUCGAAGAAAAGCUCAGCGAAAGAAUUUCUUCUCGCUGAUGGUGGCAUGGGAGUGUUUCCAACAGCAUUGAGUAUAAUGGUUUCAUUUCUCUCAGCUAUUACUCUAUUAGGAACACCGAGUGAGGUUUAUGUGUUUGGAACUAUGUAUUGUUAUCAGGCUAUUUCUUGGACAUUUGCUUCAACGAUUACGGCAUUGGUAUUCAUGCCAAAAUUUCGUGAAAUGAAUUGCACGAGUGCUUAUGAAUAUUUAGAAAAACGAUUUGAUCGAUCCGUGCGUAUGUGUGCUUCUUUCGCAUUCUCGUUCUUCAUGUUGAUCUACAUGGCCAUUGUUUUAUAUGCACCUGCAUUGGCAUUGAGUCAAACAACUGGUUUGAAUAUUUGGCUGUCUGUUGUUUCGAUUGGUGUCAUUUGUACAUUUUAUUCAUCGGUGGGUGGCAUGAAAGCUGUGAUCUGGACAGAUGUUUUACAAGCGUUAGUCAUUCUUAUUGGUUUACUUGCCGCUAUUAUACAAGGCUUCAUAGCGCUUGGUGGCAUUCUAUUCUAUUUUCUUGUUUUAAGUGUAAGUCCUGAUCCUCGUGUUCGUCAUACGAUUUGGUCUUUACUGAUCGGUGGUGGAUUCAAUUCUUUAUCGACCUAUGGUUUUAAUCAAACACAGGUUCAACGUUAUAUGUGUGUUCGAACAACACGCGGCGCUAAACAAGCAUUAUUCAUCAACGCUGCUGGUGCAGCACUGGUCAUUAUUUUAUGCUGUAUUAUUGGAAUCAUUCUGUAUGCAUAUUAUGCAGAUUGCGAUCCUUAUACAGCAAAAUAUGUAACCGACAUCGAUCAGAUCUUUCCCUACUUUGUGAUGGAUGUGCUAAGUGAUAAGAAAGGUCUUCCAGGAAUCUUUCUUGCUUGUGUUUUUUCCGGUUCAUUAUCGACGAUUUCGUCGGGUUUGAACAGUCUUGCUGCCGUUGUUAUCGAGGACGUAUACAAAGGAUUGCUAGGACGAAGUUUGACUGACGAACGGCAAGGUUUCGUAUCGAAGAUCUUCUCCAUUAUAUUAGGUGCUGUAGUGGUGUUGUUGACGUACAUUGUGAGUUAUCUUGGAUCAAUUCUGAACGCUGCAUUAUCGUUAUUCGGAGUGUUAUCGGGUCCAAUUAUGGGUGUGUUUUUUCUUGGUUUCUUUAUUCCACAAGCAAACAGUCGAGGUGGUUUUAUCGGAUUCUUAGCCAGUCUUUUCUUGCAGUUAUGGAUUUUCUUGGGUGCACAAUUUACAAAGAAGCAAAUGAGAAGUGAACGUCUUCCAUUAUCAGUUGCUCUUUGUCCCACACCAGUGAAUGUCACCAAGCCUAUAUCAGUUCCAAUAAAACGCGAUCCAUUACUCGACUUCUAUUCAAUCAGUUAUAUGUGGUACACACCCAUUGCUGUCGCUACUGUUCUCAUUGUUGGUAUUAUCGUUUCAUACAUAACUCGUCCACUUAAGCCCGGUGAAGUCGAUCCGAAACUGCUUAUACCUGUUAGUGAUGUAUUUUGCUGCUGUUUGCCUAAACCAAUACGCGAUUGGCUUCGAUGCGGUGUGAAAGAAGAAGACAAUAUUGAAACUAAAAUUGAAAAUGACGUCGAGCUAGCAGAAUCAGACGGCUAUAAUACACUUCAUACUAGCGGAAGUUCGCAAACAAUGGGUGCCGACUCACAAACUAUAGUUUCAUCAGACAUUGUGAUAAACAGAACAAUAGACGGUGCCUAUGAUAAUCCAACGGUGUCAGCGAAAGACUAA
Messenger RNA from Adineta ricciae, 2016 nucleotides. Lineage: Eukaryota; Metazoa; Rotifera; Eurotatoria; Adinetida; Adinetidae. The record is from the annotation of a GenBank genome assembly.